Molecule: messenger RNA, 788 nt
Organism: Ilex paraguariensis (yerba mate)
Lineage: Eukaryota; Viridiplantae; Streptophyta; Magnoliopsida; Aquifoliales; Aquifoliaceae
Source: the annotation of a GenBank genome assembly
UCUGACUCUCCCCUUACCCCAAUGUGCCGGGAUCGUCAUGCAUUGGGCUGCCAUUUUAUUUUAUGAAUAGUUGCUCAAAGAAAUAGAGAAACUCAUACUGGAAUAUUUACAGAAAAAUCUGAAAAUCCAUCAGAGAGAAAGAGCUGCAAUAUAACUUUUCACUCCAUUACACUAUUGCUUGGUACAAUAAUCUAUCUUUAUACAGUCUCAGCAAGUCUUAGGCUUCAGCCAAGAUCCCCCGGACUCCAUAGCUUAGAAGAACAAAAUAACAGACUAGUCAGAAAAAAGUGCAGCUUUAAUUGGCUCCAAAAUGUGCCCGGGAGGAAUUUGAUCUCUUCAAUCUCGAGAUACCACCAGGAAAGUAGGUUUUUUAGUUGCCCAAGAUUGAGUAAGAUCUUUGAACAUCAAUGAGAAAGUGCUUGCAAGUACUUGCCUUCGAAGAUGAAGAUGAAGAUGAAGUUGAUGAGGCUGAACUCUUUGGAGCCAAAGUAAGAGAAUCGUUUGUGCUAAAUUCCCUCUCGUCUUCAUUUAUUGUAUCUAACAUCUUUGAAGCUCGGUGGUGCCUCAUGACACCAACAAAUUUUGAUGGUGCAACCUCAGUGACAAACCUUGCAAGGCGAGAGCUUGCCAUUAUUUUACUUUUGAAGGUUUUAUGAGUCAAAAAGGUACAGUAGGAGCCAGAGAAAAUGCUGAAGGGAAAGAAGAAAGGGUUGUGGAUGAGCAAGAACUCACAUUGUUGUUGAAAUUUAUAGGGGUAUGGGUUGGCUUAAGUUAAGUCAGUGGAUGAG